This is a messenger RNA of Pyrenophora tritici-repentis Pt-1C-BFP, 150 nucleotides long. The record is from RefSeq and is a predicted model, not a curated record. Lineage: Eukaryota; Fungi; Ascomycota; Dothideomycetes; Pleosporales; Pleosporaceae.
AUGUGGCUUGUAACACUCCGUAUCGGACCGCUCCCGACAGGCCAAGGGCGAAAAAAUACCAACGCGAUAGUCGAUCAAAACAGCAUGAUGUGCCUUCGCUUCAACAAGCAGUUGGGCCUUGGUGCACGGCCGAAGUUGAAUACACUCUAA